Messenger RNA from Notothenia coriiceps (black rockcod), 1145 nucleotides. Its product is annotated as cadherin-1-like. Lineage: Eukaryota; Metazoa; Chordata; Actinopteri; Perciformes; Nototheniidae. The record is from RefSeq and is a predicted model, not a curated record. Gene Ontology annotation, molecular function: beta-catenin binding; calcium ion binding; cadherin binding. The transcript is spliced from 7 exons. Gene Ontology annotation, cellular component: catenin complex; plasma membrane; cytoplasm. The annotation marks the transcript as partial. Gene Ontology annotation, biological process: multicellular organism development; cell-cell adhesion mediated by cadherin; adherens junction organization.
GUUUAGAGGUGAUCAAGGUUGUUGCCACCGAUGCUGAUGAGCCAAAUUCUGACAACUCGGAUAUCCACUACAGAAUUAUAGACCAGGAGCCAAAAUUGCCCGCAGACAAGCUGUUUGAAAUCAACCCCAAUAACGGAGUCAUCAGAGUCAAUGCCGGUGGGCUAGACAGAGAGAAAUACCCAAAGUACACUCUGGUUGUACAAGCCGCUGACUUGGGGGGAGAAGGCAUGGAAGGAGAAACCAAAGUAAUCCUUACUGUGACAGACAGCAACGACAAUGCUCCGGCAUUCACUCAGCCAUUGUAUGAGGCAUCAGUAGCUGAAAAUAAAGCGGACACUCUGGUCGUCACCAUGUCAGUAACCGACGGAGACGAGCCACAUUCCCCAGCCUGGAACGCCAAGUUCACCAUCGUGGAUGGUGAUCCCAGAGGACUUUUCACAGUGAAAACAGGAACCAACAAGCUUGAAGGAAUCAUCUCUACUGUCAAGGGUCUCGACUUUGAGAAGAGCGGCAAGCACACUCUGAUGGUUGCCGUGGAGAAUGAGGUUCCUUUUGCUACUCCUCUGCCCACUGCCACGGCCACAGUGGUGGUGACUGUGGAGGACGUCAAUGAAGCUCCAAUCUUUGAUCCAAUGGAGAAGCAUGUAACUAAACGGGAAGACCUUGAGGUUGACGCUGAUGUGGUGCAGUACACCGCCUCUGACCCAGACUAUGUCCGAAAACAGCAAGUCAUGUAUAGAAUAAUUAGAGACCCCGCUGGCUGGCUGAGCGUGGCCAAAGACACAGGCCUGAUCAAAGUAAAAAACGCCAUGGACAGAGAGUCCCUCUUCGUCAAGGACAACAAAUACACCGUUCUCAUUGGUGCAUAUGACAAUGAUGAAGUCCCAGCCACAGGAACUGGUACUCUCAUUAUUCAGCUCGAAGAUGUUAAUGACAAUGCCCCCACCAUUACCGAACGUCUAAUCAGGCUGUGUAACAAGGAACCGGCCUCCCACCUGCUGGCGGUGACGGAUAAAGACGGACCAGGCUUCACUGCUCCGUACAGCGUCUCUCUACAGGGCCUGUCCAGGAGCAACUGGACCGCUAGGAUGAAUGAAUCAAGUAUGUACACUUUUUUAAAUCACAACUGAAUGGUUGUUUUCCAC